GAUGAUGUGGUCGAGUCGGAAGAGGAAGCAGAGGACACAUCAGGACCAGAUUUCAAUUACAUUCUGGGUAUGCCACUUUGGAACUUGACCAAAGAGAAGAAAGAUGAGCUCUGCAAACAGAGAGAUCUCAAGGCAGAAGAACUGAGGUUAUUGAGAACGAAAACCCCGAAAGAUUUGUGGAGGGAUGACCUGGAAGCCUUACUAGUGGUUCUUGAUGAAGUGGAGCGAAUGGAAAAGGAUACGGGAACAGCUGAGAAGCCAAAAGUCAAGAAACCACUUGUGGAUGUCAUGCCAUCACCCAUGGGCAGGAGGGUGGUGCCAAAGAUCAGCUCGGCCCUCAAAGCCAAAGGGGAGAAAGAUGCCGCUAGGAAAACUUUCAAGGACAGGAUCAACACUGAGGAAAUGGAAGAUGGUGACACUAGAAGCAGUAGUUUUGAUGCUGUCAAAGUGGAAGAGGAUGGGGUUUCUGUCACCUCAGCUCGAGGUAGAGGAGGAGGUAGAGGUGGAAGAGGCAGGGGUAGAGGUGGAGCUUCUGGAGUGCCAAAAUCCAGAAAACAGAAAAAGAAGAACCCAUGGUCUGACAGUGAGGAAUCAGACAUAUCAAACGUCAGCGACUUGGAUGAUACUACAGGGUUUGGGUCAGAUGUUGUCAUACCUAGAGACACAGCUCGCAGGGCAGCAGCUAAAAAGGUCAGUUACACCUUUGAUAAUGAAGAGGAAGUGGAAAGCGAUGAAGAUGUUGGAGGUUUUGUUGCUUAUGAUCCUGAAACAGGAGUUAUGGCGAACGAGAAUGGAGCAGCAGAAUAUUUAGAUGCAGACCUUUAUGAUGAUGAUGGUGAGGAUAAUCCAAAGCUAUCCAUUGAAAGGGAAAAGCCUAAACCCAAGCCUGAGCCCAAGCCUGCGAAGGCAGCUGCUAACAAGAAGACAACUGCGAAGCCGGCAACCAAGAAAGUUUUGGAUCUGUCAGAUUUGUCAGGAGACAGUGGAGAUGAGGACAAACCUUCCAGGGCAGCACUUAGCAAUAAGGAGUUGUACCCACUUACUGAUGAUGACGACGAGGAUGACAUAUUUAAACCUAAGCCGGCGAGCAAACCAUUGGCCUCAAAAACUGAGGGAAAAGGUGCAGGUCCCAAGAAAGCAGUUAAGAAAAUACCAGCUCUAGCAUUGGAUGAUAACGGAGCCAAACCAGCCAAGAAGGCUCCAGCCAAAAAACGUGCUAAAGAAAUUGUUAUUGAUUCUGAUUCAGACAGUUUCAUCCCAGCUAAAAAGGCAGCCAAAGGAAAAAAAAAAGUAACCAAGAACAUUGACUCAGAUGAUGAAAAUGACAUGAUUGCAGCCCCGCUAGAGCCCAGAGCACCCAUAGGCAGGGCCAAGGCUGCGGUCAAGUAUAACUUCUCCAGUGACGACGAGGAUUUUGAAUAG
Messenger RNA from Candidula unifasciata, 1422 nucleotides. The record is from the annotation of a GenBank genome assembly. NCBI's taxonomy places the organism in Eukaryota, Metazoa, Mollusca, Gastropoda, Stylommatophora, Geomitridae.